UCUAAGUCUGUAACUUAGACGCAGCGCCGUCAGUUAAACUCAGUUACACCGCAGGACUUCACCCAGUAUUUUCAUCGAGAGUGUUACAACACAAAGUUGAGCUUAACGCGACUUUUUAAUUUAAUCAAAGCUUAAUUAAUUACGAGAUAGUUGAAGUGAUUUAAUUCUUUCUCAAUCAUUAUCAAGAAAAAAAAAAGAAAAUCAUUGUGUUGGUGCCCAAGACUUCUUUUAUGGUAUUAAUUGGAUAAAAGUGUAGGAUCACCAAUUUAUCGGCACGUUUAAAUGAUCUUUCAAGACACGUGCCAAAUACACCGCAUUAACAUAGCCAGUUGAUGUCCGUGCCAUAAGCGAACGGGAACAAUGGCUUUAGACAAUCCCUCGUAUUUCACCGUCAAUACCGAGCCCAUCGGCAAUGAAUUCUUGAAGAAAUCACCAAAAACCUCCGACACAGCCUCCACGUCUUCGGAAAGCUCCCUAAAACAACUCAAUUUACCGCUACCCUUUAAAUUUGCUCGUGGUUAUUUAAGAUCGGUGAGCACAAACUCGGCGGAUUCAAAUCAAGAAUUAUUAAUAAUGGGGGAACCAAGAUUAUCAGACAUCGCUCCAGAUUUAACUUACAAAUUACCACCGGAACCAAGAAGAUCAAACUCACUCAAAUUUACAAGAACCGACAAAAAAUGUUUGUACUCUUCAUUACCCACAUCAGAAAUCAACGAUGACAUCGACCAAGAUGAAGACGAAGAGGUCUUUUUAGCCGAAAACAUCGCAACUUACUCAAACCUCUCUGUUACCCGAAGAAGACACAGCAUCGGGACUGUUAUGGCUCGAGAAAGAACCGCGAGCUCCCCGAGUUUUAAAGAAGACCCUCACGUUGUAAUUCACGCAACCCCCGAUGGAAAUGCGAUCCCCUCAAACAACUCAUCGUUUGCGUUUGAUGAUCAUUCCAUGAGACACUCAUCUUACCCGAGAAAGCGCUGCGUUAGAUGCAAAGUCCCUAACAAGAAACUAAGCGACAUGGAGGACAUCCUAAUAGUUUCUGUUAGAGACAGCGAAGCCGCAACGAUGUGGGCGAACUAUUUCGGGUCUUGUUUCCAACAAUUUGGAAACAUUUAUCAAGCCACAAAGAAAGCUUUCAAAAUCCACCAUUUGAGCGUUGAAGAGAUUAUCGAAGCAAACGGAGAUAUUAGAUUUAUUUCCGAGAAAACAGCAGGUGUUAAACUUCAACUCCUCGUGAUUUGCCCGCUUUUCUUAGAUAAAAUCGCCAAGAAUUUAUCGAAAACCAGCCCCCUUUCGAAGCUUUUAAUCCCAAAUCGAGUUCUUGCUUUGCUUUUGGGAGUUACGGAUAAUGAUAUUACGGAAACUCACAAAAAUGUUUUAACAACAUUUUCGCAAUGGCAAAGAUACGCCGUUGGUGAGGACGAAGACGAAACAUUCACCAAAGAAUUCCUUUCGGCUGCGGUAACGAUUUUUAUGAAAAUUUUAAAACAACAAAUCUCAGUUUCGAAUCAAGAAAAAUCACAUUUUUCGGUUUUACCAAAAAAAGUGCGACAGGGUCAAAAUAGUGUGUUAAUAAUACUAACGCAUCCAUUACAAAAGGAAGAUAUCGUGAAAAUUUCGAUCGAACGAAACAACGAGAUGAUCGAGUUGAAAUCGAUGAAGAUUCGGAACCCGUACACGAUUAAAAUAGCGAUUCCGGAGUCGAUGACGGAAGUUUCAGCGAUAGUAAACGUCCUCGUCGAGAAAAAUGGGAAUAUCAUCGGGACGAGACCGUUGAAAUGCGAGAGUAAAUUGAGGGAAUUGGAGCAAAUACUAAGAACGACGGCGAAUCCGAUUGAAUUUAUGUGUCAGACACUAGGAUUCACAGCCCACGAUAAAGCUCAACUCGAUAACUUUAUGGUGCACACGUUCCAAAAGAAUUUGCCCUCAAAUUUCAACCUUUUAACUCACACGGCUCCGAUGGAUCGAUUAAAAUCAAUAGCUUGCGAAGAAUUUCCCACCUUAUUACAUUUCGCUGCAAAAUAUGGCUUAGAAAAGUUUGCCAUCCAAUUGGUUGAAUGUCCCGGUGGAGACACAGCGUGCGAAUUAAAGAAUGUAAACGAUCGUAAUCCGUCUGAUAUCGCGGAAUGCGAAGGAUUUUCGGAGUUGGCACAAAUGCUACGGGGUUAUAUGAAAAUGAACGAGUUUACUAAAAUUUAUACGAAGUUGAAACAAAUUCAAUUGAACCCUGAGUGUAUUGAAGAUAACGAUGAUGAAUAUUUGGUGCCGAGGGAAAUUUCGGCGGAUUUUUACAAAGUUUGCCCCGCUCCUAAACCCGUUCUAACACCAACAACCCCAAACAGCGAAGUUAGUUACCUCCCGAUGACGACGAAACAAAAUUUAUCAACGGAAACACCAACGAAAGACAAAACAAAUAGUUUACCGAGAAUAACAUCAGCUUCAUCGACAUCCAACAUUAGCACGACGUCGCAAAAGAGCGCCGCGAUUUCUUUCACGGGUGAAGACAAAGUCCAAACGGAACUUUUCGAAAUAUUAAGGGACGUCACCCUUAACAUUCACACUUACGAACAAGCGGAGAAGUUGGUUGAAGAGUGGAAAAAUAGGAACGAUGUGCAGAAAAGUUUUAAAGAAAAAGCGGAACAAUUAAACGAUAUGAGGCGGUGGUACGAUAAACUCCAACACGACAUGAAACAAGGCAACAAAGUGAGCACUUUCGAUCGGGUAAAAAACUUAUUUUUGCGAAAAAAGAAAGACCCAAACUCGAAAAGCGUUGAGAAAGAAAUUUUUUCGGUCCUACCAAACACCAAUAGACCAAUUAGCAGCUUAAGCUUACAAAGCACUUCCAGUAGUGGAUCUUCAGGAAGAAUGAGUACGAUUAGUGCUUGUAGUUUAGGAGAUAGCGGGACGCAUUCAGAUCAUGAAGAUAGAAAGAAUUUAUUAACGUCGAGUUUAGAUGAAGAGUUUCGACCGUUAGAUAUAAUUAAAGAAAUGAAAGAAGUUAAUUAUAUGAUCCCGCCUUCACCGAAACCAGUUAUACAAACUAAAUUAAACCUUCAACUUCAAAAUACGAUCGAUGUAAGACCCCCUCAACCCAUUCCCAGGGGUUCGUUGGAGCAUUAUAUUCAAUAUCCACCUUCGGGGUUACCAGUUCAAGCAUUAUCAAACGUGAACGAAUCUCCAGAAGACAACGUUUACAUAGAAUUUGAGGAUCAAUCUAGUCCUACGAGCGAGUACAUGAAUCUCCCAUUAAACAUACAAAAAUCCCAAAACAGAGAGUAUAUGAAUUUCUCAUCACCAAUUUCGAAUCAAAAUUUUGGCGAAUACAUGAAUUAUAAACCUGGAAAAAAAUAAAAUAUAAAAGAAAAAAUAUCCCAGCUAAUAAUUAAUUUAUGUACCAAAUAGUAUAUGUUUAA
Onthophagus taurus is the source of this 3410-nucleotide messenger RNA. RefSeq names its product DBB domain-containing protein stumps (gene stumps). Lineage: Eukaryota; Metazoa; Arthropoda; Insecta; Coleoptera; Scarabaeidae. The record is from RefSeq and is a predicted model, not a curated record. Gene Ontology annotation, cellular component: cytosol. Gene Ontology annotation, molecular function: transmembrane receptor protein tyrosine kinase adaptor activity; fibroblast growth factor receptor binding.